GUUGAAAGUAUUACUACGUCGCUUAUGACUCUUGCGAGUUUUCUAAUAAUAAUUAUUGCAUACCACAACUUCUUGAAGCCUCUCACACAAGCUAAACGAUGGAGUCUCUGGGUGAGGCGCCCUGGGAUGCCGUAAUCUGCGGUACAGGGCUGCAACAGUCCCUACUUGCAUUAGCUCUGUCGCGAUCCAACAAACGCAUUCUUCACCUCGACCCCAAUGAGUACUACGGCCAGCAUGAAGCUGCCUUCAGCUUGCAGGAAGCCGACAGCUUCGCCGCUGCCCACGCCUUGACUACCGCUGCCGCCGACGCAGAAAGGUCCAUCAGUGGUGGGGAUGGCGCUGCAGACCAAGCUACCACAUCGGUCGCUGAAAGCAGCAUCUUUCGCAAUGCCAGUGUGUGGAAGCAUGCGGAAGCUGAAGCAAAAGGGCUGUCUUUUUCGCGGGCUUACACGCUGGCUCUCGCCCCGCAGAUCAUUCACACGCGGUCGAAGCUGUUGGCGCAACUGGUGUCAUCCAGGGCGUAUCGACAGAUUGAGUUCCUGGCAGUUGGGUCAUUCUUCGUCUAUGAACUGGCACAUGACAAGCCCAAGCUGUCUCGGAUCCCCAGCAGCCGCGAAGAUGUCUUCUCGAGUCAGUCGAUACCGGCCCGGUCGAAGCGGUCUCUGAUGAAGUUCUUGAAAUUCGUCGUCGACUACGACAGUGAUGACCAGAAGUCUGUGUGGGAGGGCCAAGCUGAUACCCGACUGACUGACUUCCUCACGAGCCAGUUCAAACUAGAUGAUAGUCUACGUACAUAUAUCCUUGCACUCACAUUGACCUUGGAUGGUAAUGUCAGCGUGAAGGACGGACUGGCUAUCAUCAACCGCCACUUGACCUCAAUGGGCCUUUUCGGACCUGGAUUCUGUGCUGUCUACCCCAAAUGGGGAGGUUUGUCAGAAAUUGCGCAAGUAGGAUGUCGAGCCGGUGCGGUGGGUGGCGGUAUUUACAUGCUCGGAACCGACAUGCAUUUCCAGGGAGGUGCCGACAAAGAGCAAAUGUCACUCAAAUUGUCAAACGACGUGGACGUUCGGACAAAAACCCUGGCAACAUCCAGAAAAAACGCUGCAGCCGACGCUCAAACGGUAAGCAGGCUUGUCGCCGUCGUCGACUCUCCUUUGAAAAGUUUGUUUGAGAUACUCGUCGAGGGCGCACCCACACCAGUGGUGGCUGUCGUCGCGUUCCCGAGCAGCUCGGACCUUGCGGACGGAGAGCAGGCUUCAGACGCCCCAGUCUACGCCAUGGUGCAUUCCAGUGAGACAGGCGAAUGUCCUAAUGGUCAAUGCGUGAUCUACCUCACUACCUUAGCUGAGCCAGGCGCAAAGCAGAGGCUCAACCAGGCUCUCGAUACGUUGCUACAGGCUGUUUCCGUGAACCAGAACACCGCUACAUCUCUUUAUCAGCUGUAUUACGAACAGUCCAGCAGUGAAAAAGCUCCACUGAUCGAGACUCAUGGCUCGUCAACGGUGUUCUCCUUUGCAUCGACAUCCCAAACCCUAGCGUUUGAUGACUCAGAUUUGGAUGCAGUCAAAUCAGCAUGGACGGUAGCCAUGGGGAGUGAUGUGCGGGAAGAGGAGUAUCUGAUCUUCGAAGACCGCGAAGGGGCUGACGUCGAUGACGAUGUGUACGACUAAUUAGGCGAUAGUCUGGGUCGCACAGUGUCAAGAACGUAAUUCCAUGAUAGAUGAUUAAUGAGAAAUAGCACUGAUAUUCGUUGGGUUGUUAUAUGCAAGUUUCCAGCUAUCUAUGAAGUAGCAAAUUGGGCAGAGAGCAUCGUUGCCCUUU
Pseudomassariella vexata is the source of this 1821-nucleotide messenger RNA. RefSeq names its product GDP dissociation inhibitor. Gene Ontology annotation, molecular function: GDP-dissociation inhibitor activity. NCBI's taxonomy places the organism in Eukaryota, Fungi, Ascomycota, Sordariomycetes, Amphisphaeriales, Pseudomassariaceae. The transcript is spliced from 3 exons. Gene Ontology annotation, cellular component: nucleus; cytosol; cytoplasm. Bases 99 to 1670 code for a protein of 523 amino acids. The record is from RefSeq and is a predicted model, not a curated record. Gene Ontology annotation, biological process: protein geranylgeranylation; small GTPase-mediated signal transduction; vesicle-mediated transport.